Molecule: messenger RNA, 1383 nt
Organism: Pollicipes pollicipes
Lineage: Eukaryota; Metazoa; Arthropoda; Thecostraca; Pollicipedomorpha; Pollicipedidae
Gene: Sdhaf3
Product: Succinate dehydrogenase assembly factor 3
Exons: 2
Coding region: 179-544 (121 amino acids)
Biological process (GO): succinate metabolic process; mitochondrial respiratory chain complex II assembly
Cellular component (GO): mitochondrion; mitochondrial intermembrane space
Source: RefSeq, a predicted model, not a curated record
CGCCAGGCAGGUGGCCGCAGCCUGGUGGCUGGCCACCUGGUGGUGGACGGUGCGAAGGAGGUCCCUUAGAGGAUUUGCUUAUUGAGCUGGACAGUCGUGGCACCACUCAUACUGAGGUCACCUGACAUCAGCUGGUGUGGUGAGUCUCAGUGCCAUAGCCUGCACUGCCGUGUGCACCAUGGUGGUGCCGUCGACUCUGAGUCAUGUGCAGUCGGUGCGGAUGCUUUACAAGACGGUGCUGAGGCUGCACCGUGGCCUACCAGUCGAGUUGAAGGCCAUUGGGGACCAAUACGUGCGGGACGAGUUCCGGCGGCAUCGGGAGGCGGCGCCACCCGAGGCCGGCGUCUUCCUCCAGGAGUGGGCCGGCUAUGCACUCCGACUGGCACAACAGUUGGGUGUGCGCGGCACCCACCGCAGCCGCCCGGUAGGCGCCACCAUCACCGAACAGCAGCUAGACCAGAUGAGCGAGGAGCAGCUGCAUCAGCUGCACGAGCUCUAUCAGGAGACGCAGAACCCGUCGCGAUCGCCCGAUGCCGCGCAGUGAUGAUAGGUGCUGGCAUCUAGGGGCUGGAAAUCAAACCACUAGCUAGCGUGGCAUAUGUAAUAGGUAAUCGUCGUUAAUGGCUUGCGUGUGCAUUGCCUGACACAGUGUUAGUGUUAUGUGUCUCAUCUUUCUUUGGCAUCGAGUUGGAAGAUGUGUGAGCAAACUGCAAGGUCAAUUUUGAUGUCGCCUGAUCCAUAUAGCAAUAGUUGUGUACCUGCCCCCUGGGGACAGCUGCGGUACUCCUUAGAUAACAACGGCGUCGAAAACAAGGCCCCAUGUCUUCUUGUUGGAUCAUGGGGUGGAAACGCUUCCGGACCAGUUGAUGUAUCGUCACACUGCUGCCAUGCUGACUUCUGGCCGCACCCAGCCCAGUGGUCAUGACUGUGACGGACCGGCUUCCCAACCUCGGCUACGCCCAGUCAAGUGGCAGGAUUGUGACGAACCGGCUUUCCGACCUCGUCCGCGCCCAGCUCAGUGGUCAGGACUGUGACGAACCGGCUUCCUGACCUCGGCCACGUCCAGCCCAAUGGUCAGGACUGUGACAAACCGGCUUCCCUACCUCGGCACCACCUGUAGCUGUCAUGACAAAUACGUUUAGUGUGUUAGUGCAAUGUAAGAACAAACGGCUUAUAAGUGCCUUGCAAGAUGUAAUUGUCGUAUAAAGGAAAACACUGUGCAUGGAGAAAUUGCAGAUUACUUUGCUACGGUUGGAACGUGCGUUUGCCCUGCUGGGGAAAUGUGGUUAUAAAAAUGAUCUGUACGGCAUGGCUACAACUGCUCCCUUGCUAGCACGUUGCAUGGGUGAGUGACUUCUAGAAUAAAAGGUGGAAUCUCUCGAC